UCACUAUCAUAGUUGCCAACUUGUGUUUCUGAAUUUGGAAAUGAUACUAAUUUAAGUUGGUAUUGUUGUGAAUAAUUUUGAGAAAAAUGCUUAAAUGUGAUUUUUGAUGGUUGAAUAGUUUUUUUUAAUUGUCUAAAUUUACCCUUAAUUGUAAUGUAAGUUUGAUUUUGAGGCAUUUGGCACUUACCACUUCAGCCACCGCUAUGGAUGUAAACAUAGUCAGUGUGUAGAGAACCAGCUGAGGUGAAGAGGUGGCGCUUCCUCCCGGAAUUAGUUAAAAAAUGAAACUCCCUAUUAGAUUAUUACUGUUAACCUUAAUUGGUUUACCAUUCUUAAUAUCCAUUAUCGAACCUGGCAAAGUUUUUGCUAGAGCUGAAGAUGCAACAGAGGAUGAUGUGGAGGAAGAAGAAGCUCAAGUGGAAGCUGGAGAUGUGGAGGCUGCUGAAGAAGAAGUAACUGAAGAACCUAAAGUACCUGGAUCUCCUGACAUAGAUUUGAUCAUUCUCUUCACUAAACCUGAAGGAAAUGGCAUGGAGCUGCCAGCUGGAAAACCUGUUGAGUUCUUGGUUGGUGUCACCAACAACGGUGACCACGAGUACGUCAUUGAUGCUGCUGAGGCUUCCUUCCGAUACCCAAUGGACUUCAACUUCUACAUCCAAAACUUCACAAUGGCUCAGUUCAACAAAAUAGUGAAGCCUCAGCAAGAAGCCACGGUUUCCUACACCUUCUUCCCAUCUGAUGUUUUUGCUGGCAGGCCUUUGGGUCUCCAGAUCAACUUGUACUACCACGAUUCUGAUGGAGAAGACUUCUCAGAAGCUGUCUUCAACUCGACUGUAAACAUCGUGGAAGUUGAUGAAGGGCUUGACGGAGAGACAUUCUUCCUUUAUGUCUUCCUCAUCGCGUUUGCUGUGCUGCUCCUGCUCGUUGGUCACACGCUGCUGAGCUCGUUCAGCGCCAGUGGAGGCAAGAAGGGCAGCGCCAAGAAGCAGUCGAGCCAACAGUCUGGCGUUGAACUAGGCACCGACUCUGCUGACGGCGUUGACUACGACUGGCUGCCCGAACAUCUCAAGGCUGAACUCAAGAGGCAAUCUCUUAUGACCCGCAACGGCUCAGCCACAAAAACACGGAAAAGCAAUCAAAGCGAGAGAUCUGUAACUGAACCCUCCAAGAAGUCCGCCAUCACAACCUCCGUCAGAUCAGCGCCCAAGCAAUCGUCUGCUAGGCUCAGGAAGAUCUAAGCUAACUGGUGCACAGCUACACCUUCACCAUUAGUUUACUUCACAUCAGUGACGUUUUGCGUUCCGCUCGUAAAUUGUUUGUGUUGUUGCUUCCGAGUUCCGAGAAACAGUUGGUGAUUUUUCUGCUUUCUUAGAGAAUAUCUGUGAGUGAAUGGGCGACAGUCACACCUGAUCUUCAGUUUGUGUGAUGGAAUGACACCCAUGCAAUUUAAUGAAUUGGUGGCAUGUAUUGGUCGUGUAGCAUUCCCUUUAGUUUUGUUUAUUUUCCUAGAUGAGACGUUCAUCUAAAUCGUAUGUGGUCAGAGUUUUGAGCAAGUAUGAUUCAAAGCAAGAAAUGCAUGAUAAUUAGAAUACAUUGACGUUAAUUAACUCUGUAAAGCUCGCAUUUAAUUUAAACAUUUUCGUUCAUUACUGGCGUGAUCAAUUAGUGUGACUCUCUCCUUUAAGAUUUCCUAUCUCAGUUCUUAUAAUAGAAAGAUAUGAAUAAAGCUGUUCACAAAAUCACAUGGUCAGUUGAGGCCUAUUAUGUUAUAUGAUAUUAAGAUGAACAAUAUUCAAACUCUGUUUACUUAAUGGCUUCAUCUGCUCACCUUCUUUUGACGUUAAAAUUUUUCUGGAAGGGGACUAGUUUUCUUUCUUUGCAUUUUUAAUGUUUGUAAAUACUAUAAACAUGUUUGCCCAUACUUUUAUUCAGUUCAAAGUUAGAGACCGUGACAUUUAUUCAAUUUGUAAAAUUGUGUUUGAUUCACAUCGCGUUGUGAAUCUUGUUGUUUCUUACUUGUUUUAAAAGAAUUUUGCGUUCUCGAUGUAUUUGUUAGCCAUUCUCUAAAUUUUCCCACUAUUGACGCUAGAGUACCGUUUCAAUUUAGCAUGUAUGUAUAUAAGAUUUAGGCUUCUGAAUGUUGUGAUCAAGCUCUUGUCGGGCUGUGGAGUGUCGGUUCUUUUUUAUUUAAUGAAAUAUUUAACGUAAUUAUUUUAGUACCUCCUGUCUGCAUUCGAGUCUCGUAGCGUCCGUGAAAUUGUUUGUAUCCCGCGUUGAAUGGAGUUAGUUCUACGUGCUCGCAGACACGUGAUGUGCGUUGUCGGCCUCGUGUUGAGAGAGCUUAUUCCUCUCCCGUUAUGUUUUAGAUCAUAAUGGUAUUUUCAA
This is a messenger RNA of Hyalella azteca, 2385 nucleotides long. RefSeq names its product translocon-associated protein subunit alpha. Gene Ontology annotation, cellular component: endoplasmic reticulum membrane; endoplasmic reticulum. The record is from RefSeq and is a predicted model, not a curated record. The transcript has 7 exons. The coding region runs from base 282 to 1238 and encodes 318 amino acids. NCBI's taxonomy places the organism in Eukaryota, Metazoa, Arthropoda, Malacostraca, Amphipoda, Hyalellidae.